Ostertagia ostertagi is the source of this 240-nucleotide messenger RNA. The record is from the annotation of a GenBank genome assembly. NCBI's taxonomy places the organism in Eukaryota, Metazoa, Nematoda, Chromadorea, Rhabditida, Trichostrongylidae.
AUGAAAAGAUCGCAUGAGAUUCUCAUGCUCAAGUUGCUCCACCGGCUCAUGCAGACUGUAGGUGUGAAGGAAACUCACUUCGAAUGGUCUACAGCGUUAGGCAAAAGCAACACUGACGACUUGCAAACACCCGAAUUUAUUCUGCUAAUAGUUGAACUUCUCAUGGAGUACGAGCCAAAACAUCCACAAGCAGCGGACGUCUGCCACUCUCUCCUGAAAACGCUGGGUGAAAAGCUUGAG